This is a messenger RNA of Salvia splendens (bonfire salvia), 1374 nucleotides long. RefSeq lists its product as uncharacterized. Gene Ontology annotation, cellular component: nuclear speck. The record is from RefSeq and is a predicted model, not a curated record. Gene Ontology annotation, biological process: mRNA processing. The coding region runs from base 203 to 910 and encodes 235 amino acids. Lineage: Eukaryota; Viridiplantae; Streptophyta; Magnoliopsida; Lamiales; Lamiaceae. Gene Ontology annotation, molecular function: RNA binding. The transcript is spliced from 3 exons.
AAGAGAUGUAAUUUACAUGAUAUUAGAAGUCUGGAUGCAAGUACAAGCAUAGAAAGUUUGUAGAGAAAGAGCAAUUGUACUAAUUUCUGGAAGAUGGGUCUUCUUAUCUAGUUUCUCAGAAAUGGCAAAAAAUGUGUGUCUGCCUGUGAUAUGUGUACUCGUUUCCAUCUUCAACCAAGGAAAGGAAAUAGUUUAACAAGAAAUGGACGCAGAUGAAGAAGAGAGAGACUUGUAUGCAGAAUUUCUUGAGAAUUGGAAUACUCCCACUCCCAUUCCCACUCCAACUCCAACUCCAACUCCAACUCCAACUCCCAUUUAUCCAGACCAAAAUCCUUUACCCCAUUUUGAUGUUGAAGAGGCAGAUACAUCCAAACAAGGUCCCAUUUAUUCACACCAAAAUCAUUUGCCCCAUUUUGAUGUUGAAGAGGCAGAUACAUCCAAACAAGGAGACAUACUUCCGGUGUUGGUUAGAGACACAUACUAUGAUAAAGUGCUGGGACAUGCCACAGAUGGAAUUGAUAUAGCAGCUUUGCUCAACCCAUCACCAUGCUUCAGUAUUCCUAUUCCAAUCACAAUCCCUUUUCCUAUUCCAGUUCCUAGAGCUGUCGAAUGCGGACGCGUACCUGCUACAAAAACUGAGUUCAGCCAAUGUGAUUUUAUCCGCAAAUUAGGGGUUAUGCUUUACUCAAACAAAAGAAUAAACCUAGAUGAUUUUGGAGAAAAGAUGUGGAGAAACCCGGGAGCGAACACCACUGAAUUCUUUAACUAUGGAUUGGACGAACAACAAUGGAACGAUUACUGCAAACAGAUGCAUGCGUUUAUACAUCACCGGACUCCACAACCAACUCACUCAAUCGAGGUCUCUGUUAUCCUAGUUUGUCUUCCGAGUAACAAAGAUCAUACAUUCUGAUGCACCACUUCUAUUUCGCAUACUCAUCACAUGAAUAAUGAUAGUUGUUUCUCUACUUCAGGAUGGGGAGAUAGUGGAGGAUUGAAUGCAUCAACCAGAGCUCUUACACAAACUACAGAUGUAUGACCACUAGUUCUACACCCACAGACCACAGACCUAUCAAUUUCCUAAGCAAAUCAAGUACCGGUCCCUUGCAACAAUGAUGCUGAAGGAUCCAGAAACAUUUGAGACUUCAUACUGAUCCCAUUGCAGGAUCACUGACUUCACCUUUGUAAGGCUGAGAGAAGCAGAGCUGCUUCUUAAGACUUCAUUUUACAUGGUACAAUUAAUGAUUCAAUAGUGUUUGCAGAAUUUCUGAUUGCAGGAAACCCCUUUGAACUUCGAAAUUUUACUUGAUAGUAAUAAAAUAUACUACUAUUGUAAUAAUGGAGUGCUCAUUUCAGUUGGAAGAAGAAGGCAGAAGA